Messenger RNA from Zootoca vivipara (common lizard), 4709 nucleotides. RefSeq names its product X-ray radiation resistance associated 1 (gene XRRA1). Gene Ontology annotation, cellular component: nucleus. Gene Ontology annotation, molecular function: protein binding. Lineage: Eukaryota; Metazoa; Chordata; Lepidosauria; Squamata; Lacertidae. The record is from RefSeq and is a predicted model, not a curated record.
CGGGGCCUCCUCGUAAAGGGGGAAGGGAAAGAAGGCGAGCGGGUGGUGGGGGGUGGUCUUGCUCCGGAGGGGGCGGAGUAGCCUGACUGCUGCGGGGCAAAGGCCAGGAAUGAAUGGCAACCAUUGAUUUACAACGGGAGGAAGUCGCAGCGUGUCCUGCAGAAACACUGAUCCUGGCCCGCUUUGACCCCAGCUAUUAAGAAUCAGCUCUGCUCCUCCUGUCAGUGCAGCUCCUGAACUCUGUUUCCAACACUUGAGCUGUGGUGAAGUUUAAGCAACGGGAUUUUAUGUGAAGAUUCCUACAGCAUUUCUUAAGGUGCUAGAAUGACAACAUGGCUACCAAAGGAAUGUAUAAACUUGACGAUGGAAACUGCUGCCCCACCAACUGCUUUCCGGCCCGGAGCCUUUUGCGGUCCAGAUACGAGGAAGGGGCUGGCCACUGGCAAGUGGCCCGCCGGACAGCGGAGAAGACCAAGAUCGAGUUGCUGUUUGGGACAAAAGCCCCCCAGGUUAGGCUGAGAAGACCAGGAACGGCAAGUGGGGCUUACAAGGUUCUGGACAACAAAACUCUCGACGGCGCACAGCUGAUUAAGCUCCACCACGUGAAAAGCCCGUCACAUUUGUGCUCCGUGGACAUCAGCAACCAAAAUUUUGUCUUGGCAAAAGAAGAAGAUUUUGAGCAGUUUGACUGCGUUGCCUAUAUCAAUGCCACAGAAAAUCUCUUGACCUUGGACGUUUUCCGUACAUUUCCUGGCCUCCGGGAACUGGAACUCUCCUUGAACGGCCUAAGGAAUAUAAAAGUCAAUGCCGGGGACUUUCCACACUUGGAAGUCUUGGAUCUCUCAUACAACAACCUUUCUCCCGAGGACGUCCGAGCCCUGGGAGUUUUGUCCCACUUAAAAGCCCUCCAUCUCACCGCCAAUGGGCUCACUUCGCUUCCCCUCGACCUGGCUGCCCCUGAGAGUGAGAGCACUCCGUGGUUCCCGGCUCUGGAAGUCUUGCUCUUGGACGACAACCGCCUCUCCCACGCCAACGUCUUUGUCAGCCUCGCCAACCUCCGCAGCCUGAAGCAGUUAAACUUGGACAGAAACGGAAUCCGAGAGGUGCCGUAUCUCCACCAUUUGGACAGCGGCCGAUUCUCCAUCCAUCCUUUAUCUGCCAAGUCGGGCAUCCGGGAAGGACUGCGCAGCCGCAAGAGUGCUGGGAAACAGAUCCGCCAGGAUAAGUCCCCGGCUGGUGGUGGGCAGCCAGAGUACAUUGUCGUCCAAAACAGCAAGGACCCAGACAGGACUGAAGUUAUCUUUCCAUCCUGGUCUCCAGACCUACCAACACAGGACAGUUCUCCUUCACCGCAGAUUGCUUCCAAGGCCUCCUGUGCCAGUUUCAACCCCGAGUUCACUCUUCCCCUACCAGAGCUGAGGUUUCUCAGCCUGGCCAACAACCAGAUCGAACACGAGGAAGAUUUGUUAGCCGUGGCUCUAUUCCCAUCGCUGACCGAGCUGACGUUCCACGGCAACCCUUUCAUCACAUCGCGCAGCGGUGACCCACCUUUACUCACCAGUUUCCUUCAGAACAAGCUGGGGAUUAAAAUGGUUCGGAAGAAAAUUUCGAAACUAGAAAAGCCACGUCUCUUUAUACCCAACAAGCCUAGCCGGAAGAUCAAAUCACAGCUGCCCAAGGUCCAAAAGAAGCCUCGGAUGCUAGACCACCACCUGGAGACCACCUUCUGGCAGCUGUGGACAGGCGCUGACCUGGAUCCCAAUAAAAGAGUGAGUCUGGACGAGCCUCUUCCACCCAUCAAGAGAUUUUCAUUAGCAUAUGAAACCGAAAACCCCGUCUUGCCUCUUAAGGAGGAGGAAAUAUCUGCACCCUCUUCUUUGGAGUGUUGUGUUUCUGCUGCCUCAGCAGACCAGCUGGAAGACGUUCCUCAAGGUCAGUCUUCGCUAGCUGACUUAGUGUUUGGAAAUGUUGCUUCCACCCAGCCUCCUGUGGAGCAGCCCCCGCCUGAACCUCUCCCACCAGAAGAGAAUCUGCCUGAACCCAGCCCUCUGAUCACGGCACCUUCAAAAGGGCAAGACCUGCCCAGGAGGCCUCAGUUCAUCUCAUUGUCUUUGCCGGGGCAGGGCCACGGUGCUCCUGUCCCUCCUCCCAACUCACCUUUGCCUUUUCAAGAGCAGGAUCUCUCCGAAGGUCCUCCGGCAGAACCAGAUCAGCUGAGGCCGUUUCCACCCCGUAGCUCGCUUUUGCCAGGACAAACUAGAUCAGAACCUCUUCUACCAGCUCAUUCUCCCGCAGGGGAGCAGGCCGUGUUCAGGUCUCCGGCCAGGUCCCUAUCGGUGGGACAGGGCUUUCCUGAGGCCUCCCCACCAGCUGGACCACCAGCAGUGGAGGGGGAUCACCCGGAACCCAUCCCACCAGCCAGCUCAGCUCCCCAAGGACCAGAUUUGCCAGAACUUGCCUCAGCUACUAGAUCAACCUCAGCAGGUCCAUCAAGGACUCUCCUGCCAACCACUUCUCCUGCAGAAGGGCAAGGUCAGGUGGAGCCAGCUCAGGACCUGGCAGAACCCGUCUCUCCAUCAAUGCCCUGCUUGGAGGAACCAGCUCCCUCUGAGCCUGUUCCACCACCUGGAUCUCCUCCAGCAGAACAAGAUCACCUGGAACCUGCUCCAUUGCCCACUUCGCCUGCACAAGAGCAGAUUCUGCCAGUGCCCGUUCCACCACCUGGAUCCCCUCCAGCAGAACAAGAUCACCUGGAACCUGCUCCAUUGCCCACUUCGCCUGCACAAGAGCAGAUUCUGCCAGUGCCCGUUCCACCACCUGGAUCCCCUCCAGCAGAACAAGAUCACCUGGAACCUGCUCCAUUGCCCACUUCACCUGCACAAGAGCAGAUUCCGCCAGAGCCUGUUCCACCACCUGGAUCCCCUCCAGGGGAGCAGGACUUGGACCAGUCAAGCUCUCCUUCAGCUGAACAGAAUCUUUCUUGGACUUCGCAACCAAUCGGAUCCCCUCCAGGAGGGCAGGAUCAGCUGGAACCCGUACCACCUGCCACCUCAGCAGUCCAAGAACCUGACCAAUUGGGUUCCGAGACCCAAGAUGGAUCAGAGGAAGAGCUUUCAGGAUCUCGACCAGCCAGCUUAACCUCUGUGGAAUGUGGCCUGUCUCAGUCGUCUUCCAGGGAGCUUUACAUGCUCUUUGCCCGAGUCCACUCGAGCACCAAGCCUAUUAGAACAUGUGAUAGUGAGGGCGAGAUGUUGAGCGGCAGCGGGGAGUUCGUGGAGGCAGAGGAAACAGAAUCCAUUUUCAUGACGCAGGUGGACGAGGAGCCUGGUUCCUCGCUGAAGCCCGAAAGGGCGGAAUCCCCACCUAAGAGGGCAGGCAAAGGAAAGAGAAAAGCCGAGCCAGUCCCUGAAAAAUACAAGGGUUACGAAGAGCUGCUCGGCGGAGACCCUGGCGUGGAUUUCAUUGACCCAGUGGGAAUACAGCACAAUGUCCAAGCCCUGGAGAAGGCACUCCGGUAUCCCCUUGUGUACCGCGAAUCAAAGGCAAGGCUGGACAGCUACCAGAAGCCUUAUGUGCCUGCAGAGAAGAAGGCCUUGAGUGUCCGUCCGCCACCAGCUGAAAAGACCCGGUUGCAGAAGCUGGAAGAAAUCCUCCUGAAGAUGCGCAAACCCACAAAUAUCAUACAGAUGCCACUAGUGUGCAUCCUGCGGAGGAAGAAAGAAAACUGGCGCGAGUACCGGCAGGCCCUGGCCAUGCUGAAGGAGUUCCGGCAGGAGUAUAAAGCUGCAGUGGCCAGCUGCAACAAGCAGGUUGAGUCCAAACCCAUCAGUAAGAAGGGUACCAGUGCAGAGGAGAUGAGCCAAAGCUUGAUGCUCGAGGCUCUCCCUGAGGCCGAGGUGGGUGGGCAGCCGCUUGAAGAAUCCUCGGUCCCUACAGAGGAGAAAGGACUUUCUCCAUCCAAUACGAAGAAAACUCAAUUUAAACUGGACUGCUGAAGAACCUUUUCUUUUACAAGACAGAGAGCUAUUUGCUGUAGUCUCCGAAGAGUCCUUUUGUCCUGGGAGACCAUAGUGGUGUAACUAGCUACCAUAGGAACAGAGGUUACCUACAGUACUUCCAAAACCCUCUGCGAAGGUUUGACCCACUCAGGGUUACAGACUACGUACGAGUAGUUUAGGCUCCACUUCAGUGCAGACGUUCAGAAGCGCAGCAGAAAACUGACGGAAACAACUAGGCGCACUCCGAAAGGCUGUUUCAGGAUGCAGUUCCCAUCUAAAUCAUGUGCCUUGAACCUGGGCAGACGCCACAAAAAGCAGUGAAAUAAAUGUGUCAGUGGUGGGCCUCCGGUUGUAUCAAAUGACUACGGCCUAAGUCCCCCUUUUACAAUUGUUCAGGUGGAAGAAUCUGUUGGGAGAGGGAAACCUUCCAUAGAAGAAGUAAAGACAGCCUUCCAUAGAAGCAAUGACUGGCACAGAAAGGCUUCGUCACACUUCCAGUGCCUUAUUGUAAGACCCCAAUUGCCCAUGUAGUUUGCUAGACAUUUCCACACUUCCCUUCUGCUUGCCCCAAACCAGGGGAGGAGGAAAAAGGGUAUGUUGUUCCUUGCACACUUCGUUUGCUUUGCAGGUUUAAAUUGCCCCUGACACCUCAUGACCGCUAGCCCCGACUCUUUCCUUUCCCCUUAGGCUGUGGCUCUAGAAAAAAAAAGU